AUGAACAAUUCAACCAACCCUGAUAAGCUUACGGGCAAAGACGCCCAAAAGAAGCAGACCUACUCAGAGUGGACGAAAGAAACCUACAAUGAUCAAUAUGAGAAGUGGAUGCCAUGGAUUGAGGAUCAAUAUCUCCGAUGGUUCGGGAAAGGCGAUAACAAAGCUUCCUACGCGACGAAAGAUACCCUUAACAAAACGAAAGUCACUGGAAUAGAUCAAGUCGAUCAAAUUCAAGACGAUGUGUCCAACACCGUCGGAAACCAGGUCGGCGACAAGGGAUUGUUCGCGCCAGUCGGGCAGUUUGCCUCAAAGGAGGGAAUCAACAGAGCCGAGAGAAACGGAAAAGAUGAGAACGGAUCUCAUACGGGACCUGCAGAGAGUUACCUCGAUACUGGCAAGAAGAGUGUCAGCAAUGUGGGAUCAGGUUUGGCUCAAGGCGCUGAGUCUGCUCAGAGCUAUGUCGCCGAAGGUCUGGGCGGUGCCAAGAGCUUGUUGUCGGGUGGAAAGUGA
Penicillium maclennaniae is the source of this 510-nucleotide messenger RNA. RefSeq lists its product as uncharacterized. NCBI's taxonomy places the organism in Eukaryota, Fungi, Ascomycota, Eurotiomycetes, Eurotiales, Aspergillaceae. The transcript is spliced from 2 exons. The coding region runs from base 1 to 510 and encodes 169 amino acids. The record is from RefSeq and is a predicted model, not a curated record.